Centropristis striata (black sea bass) is the source of this 4634-nucleotide messenger RNA. It is a transcript of the gene brd1a, whose product is annotated as bromodomain containing 1a. The coding region runs from base 512 to 4402 and encodes 1296 amino acids. The record is from RefSeq and is a predicted model, not a curated record. Lineage: Eukaryota; Metazoa; Chordata; Actinopteri; Perciformes; Serranidae. The transcript is spliced from 13 exons. Gene Ontology annotation, cellular component: MOZ/MORF histone acetyltransferase complex. Gene Ontology annotation, molecular function: protein binding. Gene Ontology annotation, biological process: regulation of transcription by RNA polymerase II.
GCGCUUUGUUUAGCUUUGACUGUGUACAGCUAGUAAGGUCGACAAAAGGCAAUGGAUUGAUUGUGUGACAGAUGGGCUUUUGUGUGAGAUCUCCGACUCACCACCAACAUGACCUCCAGCGUCACACGUAGAGUAGUGCGUACGGGUGGGAGUUGUCUGGUGAGACGCAUUGUUGUGUUGGGGGAUGAGCCGCCCGUACUGUUGCUGCUAUUUGCUGCUGCUCCACUGUGGCUAGCGAGAGACUCUAGCCUAUGAAUGGUCCACAAAGCAAACAAUUGUGUGUUCUCUGUGGGAUUUAAAACCGAAACUUCACAGGCACCAAGCAUGCCUCUUUCUUAUUUUAUUAGUAGCUGAAAAGAGCCCAGUAUCGCCCGUUGGAUGAGAACACUGUGUACGGGAUUAGAGCCACUUAGCAGGCCGUGUCGCCAUUGCUUUGUAAGGCUGCUGGCUAGCUACCGUCUUCCUCAACUAGCAAAACUGUUCGUGUAUCCGAGCAACACGGAGCAUCAAGAUGAAGAAGAAAGCACGGCAGCACCGGGUUCCGGUGCCGCAGCGGCCGCCGUCUCCCAUCAAGCCUUCCCCCAACAAGCAGAUCCUGACUUACGCCCAGGCACAGCGCAUGGUGGAGUUCGAUGUCGAUGGCCGCCUCCAUCGAAUCAGCAUAUACGACCAGCUGGACGUGAUCUCGGAUGAUGACCCCAUGGUGCAGGAGAUGAUGGAGUGCACCAGCAAUAAGGAGAAUGCUGAGAAACCGCAGCAGGUCCUCCUGAGGUCAGUCAGACUAAAAAACAACCAGGAGAAGAGAAACGCUGCGCUUGGCAUCACUGGUCACGGAGAGGGGGCCGGACAUCAGGCCGCUGCCAACGCCGGUCCAAAGCUUCAAGAACCUAAAUUUCGUACAGUGGAAUACAAUCUUCCAGCAGUUCCUAAGCGCUCAUCUGCUUAUUACAAAUACAUGGAGAAGACGGAGGAAGAGCUGGAUGAAGAAACGGAGUAUGACAUGGACGAGGAAGAUUACGCCUGGCUGGAUUUGGUGAAUGAAAAACGGAGAAGCGAAGGAGUCAGUCAGGUCUCUCACAACGUCUUUGAGUUCCUCAUCGACCGCUUCGAGAAAGAGUUGCACUUGGAGAGUCUGAAUCAAGGCAGCGAAAAGCAAGCUCCGAUUGAUGAGGACGCCGUCUGCAGCAUCUGCACGGACGGAGAGUGUCACAACAGCAACGCUAUCCUGUUCUGUGAUAUGUGCAACGUGGCCGUGCACCAGGAAUGUUACGGCGUGCCCUACAUUCCGGAGGGCCAGUGGCUUUGCAGACACUGCCUUGAGUCACCCACCCAUCCCGCAGACUGCAUCCUUUGUCCCAACAAGGGUGGAGCAGUGAAAAAGACAGACGAUGACCGCUGGGGUCACGUGGUGUGCGCCCUCUGGGUCCCCGAGGUCGGCUUCUCCAACACCACCUUCAUCGAACCCAUCGACGGCAUCAGCCACAUUCCUCCAGCACGCUGGAAGCUCACCUGCUACCUCUGCAAGGAGAAAGGUGUCGGGGCGUGCAUCCAGUGCCACAAAGCAAACUGUUACACCGCCUUCCACGUCAGCUGUGCCCAAAAGGCAGGCCUCUUUAUGAAGAUGGAGCCGAUCAAAGAGGUGACGGAGAGCGGAGAGCCCACAUUCUCUGUGAAAAAGACAGCUUACUGUGGAUCUCACACACCUAACGGGUGUGUAAGGAGGCCUAUGAGUAUCUAUGAUGAUGCCAAACCCAAAAAUGGACUAUGUAAGAAAGUGGACAAAGGGAGAGGUGUUGGUAAAGGACAUUCAAAAGGAAAGAAGAAGAGUAAGAGUAAGAAGCCUGAACCUGAACCUGAACCUGAACCUGAAAGUGAAGCUGCAACCCCUGUUACUGUGCCUAUGUUUCCUGCCCACAGGUUACAAAACAUUCUGAACCAGGUGUCCGUUCAGAAGAAGAAAGCAUUUGUGGAGCUGGUCCUAAAUUACUGGACACUGAAGAGGCAAGCCAGGAACGGCCUUCCCCUCAUCAGACGGCUCCAGACGAGCAUGCAGUCUCAGAAGAAUGCGCAACCGGUUUGUUCAUCUAGGCAGAAUGAGGAGGAGAGCAGGGCACUGAAGGACCAACUGAAGGAGUGGCAUCGGCUACGACACGACCUGGAGAGAGCCCGGCUGCUGCUGGAGCUCAUCCGCAAGAGGGAGAAGAUCAAGAGGGAAGAGAUAAAGCUGCAGGAGACCGUCCUUGAGAUGCAGCUGAGUCCCUUCAGUAUUUUGCUCCGAGCCCUCUUGGACCAGCUCCAGACAAAAGACCAGGCCAAGAUCUUCACCCAGCCGGUUGAUGUCUCUGAGGUGCCCGACUACCUCGACCACAUCAAGCACCCAAUGGACUUCACCACCAUGCGUCAGCGCAUCGAUGACCAGGCCUACAACAACUUUGACCAGUUCGAGAGCGACUUCAACCUCAUUAUUGAUAAUUGCAUGAAAUAUAACUCAAAGGACACCUAUUUUUACCGGGCCGCCGUUCGCCUCCGAGACCAGGGCGGGUCCCUGCUUAGAAAGGCCCGGAAAGACGUGGAGAAAAUUGGCUUUGAUACGGAGAGCGGCAUGCAUCUGACCGAAGCUCCCGAAAUCAAAGCACCAACGUCGUUUUCUUGGGAGGACGUUGACCGCCUACUAGUGCCAGCCAAUCGGGAGCAUCUGUCUCCGGACAAGCAGCUGAAGCAGCUGCUGGAGAAGUUUGACCUGACCUGUGCCAUGAAGUCCAGCCCCUCCCGCAGCAAGCGCCUGAAGCUGCUCAAAAAGACCAUCAACGACGUGCGCAAUGAAAUGAGCCUAAAGAGAACCCUGCCCUCCCACCACCACCACCACCAUCACCAUCACCACCACCACCAUCACAACCACCACAACCACCACUCUUCUUCAUCCACAACUCCCUCCACAUCAGCAUCAUCAUUAUCAUCAUCAUCAUCAUCAUCAUCAUCAGCAUCAUCAUCAGCAUCAGCUGCCUCCCACCCAGAGUCGAGUAAACCGAAAGAUGAGAAAAUGAAGCCCAAUGGACAUUAUCCAGACGAUGAGGGCGACAAGUCUCUUCCUCCUAAACUGGAGCCUUCAGACUCCAUCCCUCCGCUCAUCCACUCAGACGCAGACCCCGAGCCCCCCACCCUCAAACCAAUCGACGCCACCCCAGACUGCGAAGACAAACAUCACAACAAGCGGGUCAAGUUUGAUGCCGAAAUUCCCGACCUGCUCUCCUCCUCCUCCUCCUCCUCCUCCUCAUCCGCUGCGCCCCGCCUCAACGGCCACUCCCACGACAGCCUCCAGAACUCGUUGUUGGACGGAGACGUGAGCGUGGUGGCCACGUCAACGCUGGCGGAGCCGACGGGCACGGUUAACCGCCGGACGGCCGUGCUUUUCCGCAAAUCGAAGGCCGCCAGUCCGCACAAGCCCCCGAGGAACGGAGUGGAGGGGGAGGACGGAGUGGACAGGAAAGAGGGCAAGGAGGGGGAAGAUGAAGACGGCGCACAGCUGGGCUCCAAGUCCUUCCUGUCGGUGGUCAUACCGCGGCUGGAGACGCUGCUGCACAGCAAGAAGAGGAAGCACAGUGGCAGCAGAGAAUCAGAGGAAGGGGGAGACGGAGAGCAUGAAGAAGAGGGAGAGUCUCCUGUGAAACGACUCGACACUGGCUUGUCGAGUGGUUUUCUGGAGGUGGAUGAACAGAAAGAGUUAGACUCAAGUAGAGCCACUAGACCUGUGGAGCCACGAAGACGCUGUGCCUCUGAGUCCUCCAUCUCCUCAUGUAGCAGUCUGCCAGGAAGCACCAGCACUAUCCUCAGUCUUCCAAAAUGCGGGAAAGGGAAACCUGCCCUGGUCCGGAGAAACACUGUGGACGAUAAGAGCGAAUUAAUCGCCUGCAUCGAAACGGGGAACUUUGCAAAAGCUGCACGAAUCGCUGCUGAGGUUGGCAACAGCAAUAUUUGGAUGCCCGCUAGUGCUGCAACAGUUGCAUUGGAACCCCUAAAGCUAGUUUGGGCCAAAUGUAGUGGAUACCCUUCCUACCCUGCCUUGAUCAUCGACCCCCACAUGCCGCGCGUGGGCUGCCAGCACAACGGGGUGUCCAUCCCCAUGCCCCCCAUGGACGUGCUCCGCAUCGGAGAACAGAUGCAGUACAAAGCCGAAGAGAAACUCUACCUCGUCCUCUUCUUCGACAACAAGCGCAGCUGGCAGUGGCUUCCUAGAUCCAAGAUGGUUCCUCUGGGAAUGGACAAGACCAUCGACAAGAUCAAAAUGAUGGAGGGACGCACGUCGAGCAUCCGUAAGGCGGUCCAGAUCGCCUUCAGCCGCGCCAUGAACCACCUGAGCAUCGUGCAGGACGAGCCAGUCAGCGACCUCAGUGACGUGGACUGAUGGCACCCGCCCCCCCUUCACACACACACACACACACACACACACACACACACACAUCCUUGUACUUCUAUCUUUGUGAGGUCCCUCAUUGGAAUUCUUUAGCCCCUUACCCUAACCCUAAACCUAGCCUUCACCAUCACCACUAAAUGCCCAUCCCUAACCCUAACAUAAACCUAAUUGGAACCUUAACCCUAAAACAAAGCCUGUACUCACAAAAAAGCCUCAAACUCUC